Haplochromis burtoni (Burton's mouthbrooder) is the source of this 2500-nucleotide messenger RNA. RefSeq names its product potassium channel, subfamily K, member 2a (gene kcnk2a). The record is from RefSeq and is a predicted model, not a curated record. NCBI's taxonomy places the organism in Eukaryota, Metazoa, Chordata, Actinopteri, Cichliformes, Cichlidae. Gene Ontology annotation, molecular function: potassium ion leak channel activity; outward rectifier potassium channel activity. The transcript has 9 exons. Gene Ontology annotation, cellular component: membrane. Bases 512 to 1765 code for a protein of 417 amino acids. Gene Ontology annotation, biological process: potassium ion transmembrane transport; stabilization of membrane potential.
GCAGUCAGAAUCAUGACAAAAAAAACCGUGCAGCAGAUUCGCUGCACAUUUAUUGGAACUCCUCAAAUCCUCUAGAAACCUCCCUGGGCAGUAAGCACCUCCCUGUGUCCUGCACAUCCACCCCUGUCCUUACUCCACCCCACUCCAACCCCUCCUUUCUCUCGGUGUUAUUCCGCCGGUCCAGCGGUGCGCUCAAAAAGCCAGAGCGCAGACAGAGCGCAGUGGAUGCUCCAGAGCAGAAACAGCAGCGAGAAUAACAAACGACAAAGACACACCGGAGGAAACCCUUUGGAGUUGCGCGCGAAGACAGUAAGAGAAAGGUGCAGACUCAACACUAUCGUCCCAUCAGCGGUAAAAGUAGAACAGCAGAGGGAAAACGGAGCGCCAGUUCGUCCCCCCUCUUCAGCACCGCAGGGAGGAGACACGCAGAAGAGGAAAGAUUCCCCCGAACGCAGUGAGAGCCUCGGACGAGGAGAAGAGGAGAGCGGAGGGCAUCGGAUAGGCAACAAGGAUGGCAGCUCCAGACUUAUUGGACCCUAAAUCCGCCACUCACAACACUAAGCCCCGCCUCUCCUUCUCCACAAAGCCAAUGACACUGACGCCUCCGGAGGAGAGCGAGGUGGUUGCCACAGUGAUGAAGUGGAAGACGGUGACAGCCAUCUUUCUUUUGGUGGUUCUGUACCUGGUGAUGGGAGCAGCAGUCUUCAGAUCCCUGGAGCAGCCCCAUGAGAGUGAACAGCGUUUGGCCAUCCUGUCCCAGAAGCUGCAGUUCCUUUCCAGACACUCCUGUGUCAACCAGAGCCAGCUGGAGGAGCUGGUUAAGCAAGUUGUGUCCGCCAUCCGUUCAGGAGUAAACCCUGCAGGAACAAUGACCAACAACAGCAGCCUGUGGGACCUGAGCUCUGCCUUCUUCUUUGCUGGGACUGUCAUCACAACCAUUGGUUUUGGGAACAUCUCUCCCCACACCGAAGGCGGGAGAAUAUUCUGCAUUGUCUAUGCUUUGUUAGGGAUACCGCUGUUUGGCUUCCUUUUGGCCGGUGUAGGAGACCAGCUCGGCACCAUAUUUGGCAAGGGCAUUGACAAAGUGGAGAAGAUGUUCGUGCAUGGGGAGAUCAGUCAGACAAAGAUCUGGGUCAUAUCCACGCUGCUGUUCGUGCUGUUUGGCUGCCUGCUGUUUGUGGCCCUCCCGGCAGCCAUCUUUAAACACAUUGAGGGCUGGUCUGCGCUGGAGUCCCUGUACUUUGUCGUCAUCACCUUGACUACUAUUGGUUUUGGGGACUUUGUGGCAGGUGGGUCAGAUAUUGAGUACAUGGACUACUAUAAACCAGUCGUGUGGUUCUGGAUUCUGGUUGGGCUGGCCUACUUUGCUGCUAUCCUCAGUAUGAUUGGAGACUGGCUGAAAGUCAUCUCCAAGAGAACAAAAGAGGAGGUUGGAGAGAUCCGGGCGCAUGCUGCAGAGUGGACGGCAAAUGUCUCUGCAGAGUUCAAAGAAACCCGUCGUCGUGUUAGCAUUGAGAUCCAUGACAAGUUCCAGCGUGCUGCAUCAAUCAAACGCAAGCUGUCCUCAGAGCUGGGAUUUAGCCCGGCUCCCGAGGUCACCCUGCCCAAGCGGGUUGUGUCUGUCAAUUUCAACAAUGAACGGGACAAAAACGAGAAGGAGGCCGGACUGCACGGAUUGACACCUUCGGCCAUAAAUGGCGCUUUGGUCUUGAACGGACCGGAUCUGGAGAGAGGCGAGAUCUCAAUUAUUGAGCACCUCAAGUAGCAGAAGGACUGUCGGCACCUCUCAAGAUCCUUCCAAGGUCUCUCUGUUUGUCAUAACUGGUGGUACAAGGCAUUGCUUGAGAAUUCAGAAAUCAAAAUAUUGAAAGUGGCCCCAGCAGAAGACAUCUUCAACGUGAAAGAGGAGUCAAAGCCUUGCUUGAUAACACUUGCACACAUAUUCCACUUUACCAUCCUCAACCCCAACAAUGAAAGAGCGUGAACAACAUACAGAACUGUAUUUUUUGGUGUUUGUCAACUAAAUCUUACAGAAGUUACAUUUAAGGACAUACUGAAAAGCUAGGAAAUCUGGAAAUCUGCAUUUGUCUGUCUUCAUAACUGAAACAACUAAACAUAUUUGUUUUUGCUUUGUUUUUUUCACUAUUGCUCAGUCAGUCUAGAGGCAAGCAGGCGUUAAUGAGAGACAGAGGAGUAUAAUAUCCAACAAAGGUCCCUGGCUCGUAAUAAACCCAGGACAUACUCAGUCACUGUGCUGCUGUUAUGAUAAUGACAAUCACAGCCUGCUGUUAACGAAGACCAUAAACACCAUUUAAGAGGCGUAUAUUUAGAAAAACAUACUGGCAUUAGAAUUGUAAAAGUCAGUCAAUCUGAUGAGGAGGAUGUCUGUAGAUUGUAGUAGGGGCCUUCUGUAUUUAGAAGUAAACCCAUAUGGGAGCAUGUUUGUGUAAUUUUCUACUAUUGUUGUCAAGAGUGAAAUAUUUGCAGUUUUAAUUCUGCA